AUGUCUCAUGAAAAAAUAAAUUCACGCGAAAAGUCCAAAUUUUUAUUUAAAAUUAUAUUAUUUAUUAUAAUAGUAGUAAUUAUUUUAUCAUUUACAACUGAAAUCAAAUUUACAACUUCACCAAUUAUUAAUAAUGAUAUUAAGACUACUAUUACUAAAUCCGCACCUACGAAUGCUACGAUUAAACCUAUACUCUCUUUUGAAGAAAAAUUCUUAACAUAUUUACCUCAUAAUGAUUUUCAUGAUCAGCAUGGAGCGCUCAUAAAUGCGAUAAUGUUAUCGUAUAUAACAAAUCGUACAUUAAUUAUUCCACCUUUAUUAAUUAAUUACUUUCCACGUAAUUCUACAUUUCAUUCUUUAUAUAAUAAUUUAAAUAAAUUUAUUGAAAUCAAAAAAUAUCGUGAAGAACAUUGUUAUAUCGAUGAUGAAAAUGAAGAAAAUUCUCUCGAUUAUUGUGAUAAUGAAUAUUCACAACUUGAUGAUUUUACCAUGAUAAAUUGGGAACAAUUAUUUGAUUUUAAUGAAUUGAAAAAACAUGUUAAAAUGAUAAAUCGUGGUUUUGAUUUUUCAUUGGAUAAUUUAAAAUAUAAUUUUAAUAUUGGAGAAAAUGAUACAUAUUUAUUCAUUGAAGAUUUAUCAUACGAAUUAAAAGAUAAUGAUAAUUCAAUACGAAAGAACGAUAAAAAAUUAUUACAUUUUUCUUCUUUACUUGGUCCUAAUAAGAUAAUUUUGGAAAAUCAAAAUAAUAUAAAAUUUCGACGAUUAAUUCAUAACAAAUUAAUUAUUAAUAAUCCAAAAAUAUUAAAUGUUAGUGAAAAAAUUAUAGAAAAAUUAGGUGGUAAAGGAAAUUAUAUUGGUUUACAUAUUGAAAUCAGACAUAAAACAUUCAGAAUUAAUGCAAAUUAUAAUAUAGAUUUAAUAUAUAGAAAUUUGAUGAAACAUCUUUUAAAUUCGAAUUUAUUAAGAAAUUCAAAAAAUCUCUUUAAUUAUAAUUUAAAAGAAUGUUUAAAAAAUAAUAUACCAAUAAUUUAUAUAGCGACAGAUUCUUUUGAACCUAGAAGUAGAUUUUCAAAACUUUAUGAAAAUAUACCAUGUAUAUUUACUUUAUUCGAUCUUUCAAAAGAUUUAGAUAAUUUUGGUAAAAUACCAAGUGAAUAUGAUGAAGAUGUAGAUUUAACAAAUUUUUAUGUACCUAUAAUAGAUUUAUUAAUAACAGCUCAUGGUAAGACUUUUAUUGGUAUUCCGAAAAGUGCCUUUUCACGAUUGGCCAAUGAAGUAAAUAAUUUAUCUAAUGGUAAAAAUGCAAUAUCAUGA
This is a messenger RNA of Rhizophagus irregularis DAOM 181602=DAOM 197198, 1314 nucleotides long. RefSeq lists its product as uncharacterized. The record is from RefSeq and is a predicted model, not a curated record. Lineage: Eukaryota; Fungi; Glomeromycota; Glomeromycetes; Glomerales; Glomeraceae.